Molecule: messenger RNA, 1900 nt
Organism: Triticum aestivum (bread wheat)
Lineage: Eukaryota; Viridiplantae; Streptophyta; Magnoliopsida; Poales; Poaceae
Exons: 2
Coding region: 101-1540 (479 amino acids)
Source: RefSeq, a predicted model, not a curated record
CGAGAUCGAGAUCAUCUAUCUCGCAGUGAUAUCCCUCCAGCGCCUCCCUCUUUUCUCGCGAAACCCUAGCCUAACCCACCCCUGCGCCGACCCAUCAGACAUGGCCGUGGCUGGAUCUGACCAGGCUGCUGGCUGGAUGAUGCUGGACCGCUUCGUCUACCGCAGGGACGAGGACGGCGACAGCGGCUUCCCGGACGAAUCUACGGCGCCCCUCAGGGCCACCUCGUCAACCUCUCUCGGCAGGCCUUUCGAGGUCGCCAUCCUGCACGCCGAGCCCCCCGCCGUCUCCCGUCUCUACGUGCGGUGGCCCGGCGGCACCAAAGGAAAAUACGGCUCCAGCACCUGCACCGCGCUCAUGGCCGCGCACCGUGACCUCAUCCUCUUCCAGCUCGUCUCCAUGGCAGGUGAUAUCACGCAUGACCACUUCGUCUGCAUAGCAUGCUCGGAUCCUGCAGCUGGGCCGCACAUGGAGCUCAAACGGCUCCCCCUUUGCACCAUACCCAUGGUCUUACCUCCGUGCUGUGAGGAAGACACGGAGGGAACUUCUUCUUGUGAGGAAGACACGGAGGGAACUUCUUCUUGUGAGGAAGACACGGAGGGAACUCCAUGUUCCGAGGAAGACACGGAGGGAACCACUAUGCGGCGGGUGUUUUUCCCCAACACCGUAGGGCUCAUUCGCGGAUCAUCCCCUGGCCAUGAAGAAGAGUUUGCCGUCGCACAGCUGGCUAUGGUCACCCAGAUACGAGGCGCCUACCAGAUGGAAGCUGAAGUGUGCGUACUCCGCUCACGUGUGUCGGCUCCUGACGAUGCUGGCAUGUGGGAGGUUCAAAAGAUACCUAUUCAGCAUAAGACUUAUGAAUUCCCGGCCCUGGAUAAUUGGUUGACGGAUGCUGUCAUCACAUUCAACAAAUAUAUCUGCUGGAUUUCCUACUACACAGGAGGUAUUCUAUUCUAUGAUAUAUUUGCAGAAACACCCAACAUUUUUUAUCUACGGUUACCUACCGCUCACCGUCCUAGAAAAAUGCAAGAAAGAGGUUUCCUUGAGAUGAAACAUAGCCUCUGUGUCACCGGCGUUGGAGGUGAUCUUCUCAAAUACACUUCUGUUGUUCGCCAUGAUGAAAAACUCUGCGGCCCACUUGAACCUCGUACAGGUUAUACCAUCGUCACUGAUACUUUGAGCAUAACGGAGAGUGGUGAUGUAAACUGCUUCCACGAAAGGGUAAAGAUAGCUUUUGAAUUGUGGCGUUACAACACCUCUGAAUGUCUCCCGCGUGAAGGCCUGAUGUACCCUCUUGUGAGCAUGGACAACCCUAGUAGUGUGCACUAUUUGAUCUCUGAGGAAGGAGAUAAGAUUGACAAGGUUUCCAUGGUUACGUUGGAUAUGAUUACUCAGAAAGUCACUUCAAUUGUUCCAUAUAUUAAAGGAGAGGAAGACCUCUGUGGCCAAGAUGCUGACAUGGUUAAAGAAAAGUCACACCUUCUCACGUCCUUCCUUCCAUCCGAGUUCCCCAAGUUCUUGAAUCUCACAAGGGAUCGCUGAAGCAUCCAGAAUCUUGGGGAUUCUGUGCAAGUAGGUGUCAGUUCCAUCAUUGGAUUGCCAUGAUAUGUUCUGCUGUGGAGAAUAGAGUGGCGAGGUGUUAAUCCAUCUGAUGGUCACAUGGAUUUGUUGAGGAGAUGGUCCUGUGAGUUGCUGAAGUUUAGAUUUCGUGUGUGGUCUAUCUACUUGCUGUGUCAGUCUUGUUAGUUUCCAAACUUGUAUGGGACCCCAGUUUCGUUGGGCGCUAAGAGAUACGGGCUUCUGUAGUUUGAUCAACUUGAUAAUGGUGUUUUGAACUUUUAUUUCUAAGUAUCAAUAGUUCCCUGAGUUCUUGAAUGGCCAUCUCAGUUAUUAUGACAGUGA